UUUCUCCUUUCGGUCACACUGACUUUGUCUCAACAAAAGCAAUAAAGAAAAAAGCAAUCAAUGGAGAACAAAGAGAAAAACUUUACAGAAGGAUUUUUGUGAUGUUCAUUUCUGAACAAACAGCAGAUCUUUGACUCUCAUUGUGAUUUAUUUUUGAAAACCGUCGUUCAGAAAGUGAAAGUAAAGUUUAGUUUGCGAGACUCAAACGGUGAAAAUGGCUUCAGCAGCUGAAGAUGAUUAUAUUUGUCCUGUUUGCUGUGAAAUCUUCAAGGUUCCUGUUUUUCUGUCCUGUAGUCACAGUUUCUGUAAAGAGUGUCUUCAACAGUUCUGGAGAACUAAGGAAACUCAGGAGUGUCCUGUCUGCAGGAGAAGAUCCUCAAAAGAUCAUCCUCCAUUUAAUCUAGCGUUAAAAAACUUGUGCGAGUCGUUCCUGAAGGAGAGAAAUGAGAAACGUUCAUCAGGAUCUGAGGAGAUCUGCAGUUUACACAGUGAGAAACUCAAACUCUUCUGUCUGGAGGACAAACAGCCUGUGUGUUUAGUGUGCAGAGACUCAGAGAAACACACCAAUCACACAUUCAGACCCAUCAGUGAAGUGCUUUCAUCAUACAAGGAGGAGCUCGAUACAGCACUGAAGUCCUUACAACAGAAACUUCAACACAAUGAAGAAAAGAAAGGAGAGUUUGAGAAAACAGCAAAACACAUCAAUUCUCAAGCUGAGCACACAGAGCGUCAGAUUAAAGAAGAGUUUGAGAAGCUUCAUCAGUUUCUCAGAGACGAAGAAGAAGCUACAAUCACUGCACUGAGGGAGGAAGAGGAGCAGAAGAAGCAGAGGAUGAAGGAGAAGCUGGAGGAGAUGAACACACACAUCUCAGCUCUUUCACACACACUCAGAGACAUGGAGGAGAUGAUGAAAGACAAUGACGUCUCGUUUCUAAAGAACUAUAACGUCUGGAUGGAAAGAGUCCAGAUCUCACAGCCGGAUCCACGGAUGAGUUCUGGAGCUUUGAUUCAUGUGUCGCGUUAUCUGGGUAACCUGCCGUUCAGAGUCGGGAAGAAGAUGCUGGAAACUGUCCAACACACUCCGUUGACUCUGGAUCCAAACACAGCACAUCCUCAUCUCACACUCUCUGCUGAUCUGACCAGUGUGUCGGUCAGUGAUGAAGUUAAAACAUUUCCUGAUAAUCCAGAGAGGUUUGACAGGUAUCCAUGUGUCCUGGGAUCUGAGGGCUUUAACUCAGGAACACACUGCUGGGAUGUGGAGGUUGGAGACAGUACACGCUGGGGUCUUGGAAUAACCACAGCAUCAAACCAAAGGAAGGGAAAGGAUUUCUUAAACUCUAAUAUCUGGUGUGUGCGGUUCAUAAACAGCAAAUAUAUCUCACAAUCCCCAGAGCAACCCGACACUGUCUUCACUGUUGAACAGAAGCUCCAGCGUGUGAGAGUUCAGCUGGACUAUGACAGAGAAACAGUGUCAUUCUCUGAUCCUGUAACUAACACACAUUUACGCACAUUCAGGACAUCCUUCACAGAAACUGUCUUUCCAUACUUGGGUAAUGCCCACUCUACUCCUCUGAGGAUCUUACCAGUUAAACUGUUUAUUACAGCAGAAAAUCACAGUUAAAUCUGCUUCUGCUUCUAGAUUAAUACAGUUUUGCUAAUUAUACUUCAAUAAUAACACUGUAAUCAAAGGGUCUGAUUGAUCAAUCACACUGAAAUGUUUCUUUGAGGACAUGUUUGUCUCUUUCAGUUUAUUUUAUUUUUGUAUAGUUUUUUUCCUGUGUUCUGGAUCGAUUUUGGCACAGUGGAAUUUUCUUAUUUCCUUUCAUAAAUCACUGGGUUCACACAAUAGAAACACAUUAAAACUGCAAAUUUCUUUUUAUCUCAGGGCCAUUUAACAAUAAAAUGAUGCAGUCUUAGUUAUUAGACUUUUGGUCUGUUGGCAAGGCUUUAAAGAAAAAGUUUUAUUUUAUUUUUUCUUUUACAAGAUGGUGCCGUUUUCUCAGGUUUGUUCUAUAAAGUGAAUACUAUUUUUUUCCCUGUGUUCUGCUUCUGCAUAUUAGAGUUAAUUGGAUAAAUUAUUGUGUAAUAAUUGCGUUUGUGUUUAUUUGAGGUUUGUGUAUAUGUACUAACAUUUUUAUUUUUGCAUGCAAUAGUUGAUAAAGAAAAAUUGUUGUAUUUUAAAUCCCAAAGUAAUUAUUUGUAUUAUACAUUCAAUACCUCAUAUGUUCAUAUGUUUAUUAUCCUUUAACUCGAGCUCUUAAAUUUUUCAGCUGUUUAUUUUUUAUACUUCUUUACCUCAUAGUGUAAUGCUACAUUCCCUUGAGGAAAUAAAACUGCCUGAACAGACAAAUAAUUAGUGAUGGGCAGAUCGAGGCUUCGUGAAGCAAUGAAACAGUUGAAGCAAAUGUGCCAUAUUGUUUCGAGGCUUUGAAUCAAUCCGACACCCGUCUCCACGGCGACACCUAGUCUUUCUUUCUGUCUUUGUAUCUAUCCAUUCUAUGUAGGCUAUCUAUCUAUUAAUGUCUACAGUAUCUAUUAAUCUAUCUGUCUAUAUAUAUUUCUAUCUAUGCAUCUAUUAAUGUGUCACUAUAUGUACUAUGUCUGUCUCUCAGUCAAUGUGUAAAUUUAAAUGGAAGCCUAAAUAUAAUGUGGGGAUCUACUCAGGCAGGCAUACAACAUACAGUAGCUGCAGCACAUCCAGGCAACACCCAGAAUCAUGUGAUCUGUUGUAAGAUCACAUGACUAAUCAGGAACUGAUAAAUGUUUGCUAGCUGCAAAGCAGACAUUCUUUUCGGUUGAUGCUAGGUGUGGUUGUGUGAGUUGGACUCUCAUUUCAUGCAGGGUAAUUCUAGAAGUGCACGUCUUCUCUUCACGGGGGACACAGGCUUCUGUUUGGAAGUUUAACUUUUAUGAGAUCACCUCCAUUGUGACUCGAGCUGCAGGAACGCAGUGCACUGCAACGGAACGUUCCCCUUUUAUCUGCAUGUGUUAAUGCGCUGUGGCCUGUGGGACAAUUGAGCAUACUGAAAAGGACCAGGCCAGCCACUGUUUCCAUGUGAUUUUCGAAGCAUUUCUUUAUUGCUUCCUGUUGCUUAAUUUUUUGUUUGAUAUUGUUUGGUUAUCUGUAUUUUUGCCACUCAUGUGCCACAGUCAUAUUAGCAUUUAUUUUUCUUGACUAAGUGUUGCCUUUUAUGCUGGUGGUUCUCCUCCCUGACUAUGUCUUUUGCGUAGGUUAUCCUUGUACAAGGCCGGAUCUAGACUGAUAAUAACUACAACACGGUGUGACAUUUUGUAGUGGUAUCUAAAGGUCUUAAGUGUGUAUAGCUUGCUGUGUUGCAUGCUUCGACUGGUGCUGGGUUGCUGUCUCCCUAGGGGCCUCCUGAGCAGGGGUUGUGCAUUCGCUGAUCCGACCUUCCUAUAUGGAGGAAAAUCCACCAGCCAUUUAUCCCAGCAUUUUUUAAGAUCUAUUUUAAUAACUUUUCUACGUCUUUUUGCACAAAAUUAUGUAAUAAAUUU
This is a messenger RNA of Pimephales promelas (fathead minnow), 3516 nucleotides long. Lineage: Eukaryota; Metazoa; Chordata; Actinopteri; Cypriniformes; Leuciscidae. The record is from RefSeq and is a predicted model, not a curated record.